Molecule: messenger RNA, 2362 nt
Organism: Maylandia zebra (zebra mbuna)
Lineage: Eukaryota; Metazoa; Chordata; Actinopteri; Cichliformes; Cichlidae
Source: RefSeq, a predicted model, not a curated record
UAGACCGCGGCUCACAAAUGACGGCUCGCUUGGCCGCGGUGAAAUGAGAGCUAAAACGUGAGACUGGGAUUUUUUAAAAUUGUUUUCCUUCACCUAAGGACAAAUGGAUCAACAAGAGCAGCUGGAGGAGAUCUCUGCUUGGUGUAAAGAGGAAGGUCUUCCUCCUGACUCCUCAAAGGAAGCUCAGCUGUGUUUGCUAUGGCGCGUUCUUCAGCGCACGACGAGCCGCCUCAGCAAAGUGACCAGAGACCUGGAAACCCACCGCUCUCAGCACUUAGCAGAAAUGGCGGAGGUACGCAAGUCGCUGGAGCAGAUCAGAUUCUUCACGGAGCACAAAAAUGUUUUGGCUCAGGAGAUACAAGAUGAGAAUGAUCACCUUAAGGAGCAGCUGCGGCGCCUAAUAUCACUUCAAGAUGCCCAGAUAAGCGAGGUGGCUAAAAUGCUGUACCAGCAGGGUCUCACAGAGUUGAUUCACAGCAGCCCCAGUGAGCAGGUGGCGUACCUCCUGGUGGAGAGGGCUUCCCUGCUUGAGACAAGCGAGCUUACAGACAAGUUGACGGGUGAUGGAAACACAGCCAACCAUAUGGGGACAGGAGCACAAGUGAAGAGCACCGGCGUAUCCCAGGCUGCCCACAAGGGGGCACCACGUCAUGGGCAGAGCGCAUGGAAAAAACUCUUUGGACUCAAGUCUUCACAGAACAAACAUACUUUUAUUCCUGCUGAGGCCAGAUUUUUGGCUGGCCAGGAAAGUAGUUUGGGAAGAGAGUGCUCCCGGCUGGAGCGGGACCUGGAGGAGGGCUCCCGCCGGCUGGCAAUGGCACACAAUGAGAUCCGGCGUUUGACUGAUGAGCUGGAGUCUGCUCAUUUGACCCAGAGAGCAUAUGAGCCUGAGUUGCAAUCAGCACAGCAGGAGGUGGAGCAGCUCCGGCAGGAGGUAGAAAAGCUGAAGAAAUAUGAAAUGGUGGAACUGCGAAAGACUAAAGAGCUAAAUGAUCGCCUGGACCUCGAGAUCAGAGCCUUGAGGAAUAGGGUUCGCUCCUUGGAUGCUGAGAAAACCUCUUUGAAGCAGAUGGUUGUGUCGCUGCAAGAAGAAGCAGAGCAGUUGAAGGCAGCCUUACAGGAGCUCCUAACUAAAGAGGUUCCAGUCAAACAAGCAACAGAGAUGACUCAAUCUCCAACAGCAGAGCUGGUACAGAGCAACAAGACCUGCAGACAUUUGCAAGAAAAGCUCACUGCAGAGAGGAGAAGCCUUUUGGAAAAAGAGGAAACUAUACAUUCUCUUCAGCAGCAGGUUGACUGUUCCCAAACCAGUGUGGAUAACUUUGUGCUAAAUAUCAACACCAGUGAAGACAUCCUGCAGGAUCAAAUGCUGCUGAAACAAAAAAAGGCAGAUCCCUAUCUUUUUGUAAACACUCAGUCACAUGACUCCUUUGUGACAGCGGAUGAAGAGCCACAGACGAUAAAGUGCGAAGAAAACAGACCACAAAAGGAGUGUAUUAAUUGUCAACAAGCAAUGAAAACUCUGCUGUCCUCCCAAGAGGAGUGUGAGGCACUUAAAAGCGAGAUCUGCGAGACCCUGUACUGCAUUGACGAAGAGCGAAGCAAAUUCCACGAGAUGAAGCAAAAACACAAGGCCAAACUUUGCCGAGCCAAACAGAAAUUUGAAGAUGAAACCACCUGGCGUGAUGAGAAGAUAAAAAGUCUAGAGAGAGAAUUGUCCUUGUGCUGUCAUUCAGUAGCAAAGGAGAAGGAGCUUGUCAUAAGCAUAACUGUGGAAAAUGAGAAACUACUCUCUGAGAGGAGGAAGCUACUGCAACAGCUAAACGAGGAGGAGCACAAGAAGAAGGACAGUUGUCUAAAAGCUUCUUUAUCCAAAUGCAGGGUGGAACUUUUAGAGCUCGAAAACAAGAAACUCGGAAACCAAAUAUCACAAAUGUCCAACCAGCUCGCUGUCCUGGAGUUCAGCCUGCAGAAGACGGAGCUGCUUCACUUUGCUGAGAAACUUAAGAAAAUGCCAGAUGACCAGCAAGUUUUCAAGUCUCUUCCUCAGCAGUCUUCAAGUGUGAUUUCACCUGAGCAGUCUGAAGCUCAGGCCUUGUUGGAUGGUACACUUAGAGGUCACUCCAAGCAGACAGAUGGGACUUGUUACAGUCGUGCGUCUGAGAUUGUGUGUCAAUCAGCAGAUAUGAGCUACCUGAACCUGACCUCUACACAGAAAAACCACUUGAACCGCUCAGGUCCCCUGGCUGCCCUCAGCAGCCUUGAAAAUCUGCCUUCCUGAAGUUUUCUGUUUUAUUUGUAAGUUAAAUUAAUAAAUAAGAUACAAACUGGGUUUGAAUUUCAUUAAAACAAUCAAAUUAAA